CUCACAUCUAAUCUAAUCUUAUCGCCUCACCGGCCACGAAAGUUGCAAGACCCCGUCAUACCGUCAUACCGUCAUACCUUCAUUCCUAUCAUUGCUUUACUUAUCCACAUCAAUUUUAUGCCAUUACCCGGUUCCAAUCCCCGAACUCGUACCCAACAAUACGGAAUACAUAUGUAAUUUCUAUUAAAUAUUCUGAACAUGAAGAAGCUCGCCAAACAGCCCACAUUUCCAGGCACGACGCCUAUUGCCCUGCCAUCCAUCCUCACCGACGGCCAGCCCUUGCCGCGCGCCAUCGUCUUCGAUCUCGACUAUACGCUAUGGCCCUUCUGGGUCGACACCCACGUCUACCCGCCGCUCCGGCCCAACCUCGCGCACAACGCCUGCACCGAUAAGGUCGGCGAGACCUUCGCAUUCUACGACGACGUGCCCUCCGUCCUGCACGGCCUAGCUCGCGCGGGCAUCAAGCUCGGCGUUGCGAGCCGGACGCACGCUCCAGACCUCGGGCGCGAAAUGCUCAAGCUGCUGCACAUACCGCCCGCGAGCAGCGUGCUGGAUGAAAGUGGUGCGGACGGGGUGUCGGCGAGCAAUAGCAAGAAGGACAAGGUGAGGAAGGCGAUAGAGUUCUUCGACGCGGGACUGGAGAUCUACCCCAGUAGUAAGAUACAACAUUUCAAGGCGCUGGGCAAGAGGACGGGUAUCCCGCACACUGAGAUGCUAUUCUUCGACGACGAAAGCCGUAACAGAGAUACGGAGUCUCUAGGCGUUACCAUGUGGCUGGUGAGGGACGGCGUUACGUGGAAUGAAGUCGUAGAGGGGAUUAAGGAGUGGAGGAGGCGAAAAGGUGUCCAGCCGGCAUCUUGAGUCGUAGUUUCAACCAACGUUUAGAGACAUUGGUCACCGGCAGAUUACAUAUAGAUUAUAUAGCAUACAUAGAUAGAGAGGGUUGCUGGCGUCAGGAGUUGAAGAU
Molecule: messenger RNA, 967 nt
Organism: Daldinia decipiens
Lineage: Eukaryota; Fungi; Ascomycota; Sordariomycetes; Xylariales; Hypoxylaceae
Product: magnesium-dependent phosphatase-1
Exons: 1
Coding region: 199-861 (220 amino acids)
Molecular function (GO): acid phosphatase activity
Source: RefSeq, a predicted model, not a curated record